AAUAAAUAAAUUCACAUUUUAAGAAUUACUUUAUUAAAAUCAAAUUUAGCCAAUUUCUGUGAUUUUAUACGUAUAAGAUUGAUCCUCACAGAUUUAAAAUCUUGUCAAGGAAAUCAGGUUUUGUAUGCGUGUUCAUGCAUUCGACUCAUCCGCAAGAUUUAUUGAAAUGAUGAAAAUAACAAGGAGUAUAAUUUCCGGCAUCUUUGGAUGGCAGAUAUAAAGUUUGCAAAGAAUGUUAAAUCAGUAUAGUGAGAAAUCUCCAAGUUGUAGCUAGGAAUAUUCUUUUCGACAUGAAUUUAUCAACAAUCACAUUGUGUGUAUUGAUAGAAAUGACAGUAGUAAUAAUAGCGAAAGCAGAAAGAUUACGUGCAAUAAACUCUUCUGAAAUAGAUGAUUAUGAUGAUCUAAAUCUUAACAAGUUCAUUGAUAUACGAUCUCCAACACUAUUACGCCAAAACCAUUAUCCAAGGCCAAACAAGUCUCUUUACAGUUAUAACUAUAAUACUGAUACCGGUAUUCAGGCUCAAGAAUACGGUUAUCUCAAUAAUGCGGGCACCGAUCAGGGGACUUUGAACGUGCGUGGCAACUACAACUAUACUGAUAACGAUGGCAACACUUUCCAUAUUUCAUAUAUAGCCGAUGAAAACGGAUUUCAGCCAAAGGGUGCUCACUUGCCCACAAUGUCAGCACUGAUUAAAAAGAUCCUUCAAUACAUCGCCGAACAUCCCGAAGAGAACGGAGAAUAAGGACGUAAUAUGCUAAAAAUAUGAGUAAAAUCGACAAAUUGCAAGCAAACUUUGACAAAAUAAUAGAUCAUAAAAAGCUUAGUGCAUACCGUUGUAGUCGCAGCAAAGAUCGACAGAUAUUUAAUCUUUGUCGAGAUCGACUAUCUCGGACUCGUCUUUUUUUUGUUGUGAUUGUUUUUGUGUUUUUAUAUUUGUAUUUGUAUCAGUAAAUUAUGUACGUAAAACUAUUAAUUUUUUGAUUCUAUAGAUAAAGGCACAUUGCAUGUCUUUCGAGAUAAUCAUGUCAAUACUUAUGUAAUCAAUUGAUUUUUCUCAUAUAUUUUUUUUUCUUUAUAUUUUUUGUUAAAAUAGUCUCUCUUUCACACAUUCAUUAAACUAAUUUUUACUAUAAUAUAA
This is a messenger RNA of Nylanderia fulva, 1142 nucleotides long. RefSeq names its product larval cuticle protein 65Ag1-like. Gene Ontology annotation, molecular function: structural constituent of chitin-based larval cuticle. Gene Ontology annotation, cellular component: chitin-based extracellular matrix. NCBI's taxonomy places the organism in Eukaryota, Metazoa, Arthropoda, Insecta, Hymenoptera, Formicidae. The record is from RefSeq and is a predicted model, not a curated record.